This is a messenger RNA of Camelus dromedarius (Arabian camel), 1956 nucleotides long. RefSeq names its product saccharopine dehydrogenase (putative) (gene SCCPDH). NCBI's taxonomy places the organism in Eukaryota, Metazoa, Chordata, Mammalia, Artiodactyla, Camelidae. The transcript is spliced from 12 exons. Gene Ontology annotation, cellular component: plasma membrane; lipid droplet; mitochondrion. The coding region runs from base 141 to 1430 and encodes 429 amino acids. Gene Ontology annotation, biological process: glycolipid biosynthetic process. The record is from RefSeq and is a predicted model, not a curated record.
UCGGGAGAGCGGCGCGCAGGCGGCGGAGACCGUGGCGGCCACGGCGGAGGCGGUUGCUGCACCCGGUACUGGGGUCGCUGCCUGAGGCGCAGGCGCCGUGGACUCAGCCCGUCCCGGUCUCGUAUCGCUGUGAGCUCGUCAUGGCGACCCAGCAGAGGCCUUUCCACCUGGUGGUGUUCGGCGCUUCUGGCUUUACCGGCCAGUUCGUGACCGAGGAGGUGGCCCGGGAGCAGGUGUCCCCGGAGCGGAACUCCCACCUGCCGUGGGCCGUGGCGGGCCGCUCACGGGAGAAGCUGCAGCGAGUGCUGGAGAGGGCUGCCAUGAAGCUGGGAAGACCAACACUGUCAUCUGAAGUUGGAAUCAUAAUUUGUGAUAUCACUAAUCCAGCCUCACUUGAUGAAAUGGCUAAACAGGCAACAGUUGUCCUCAGUUGUGUAGGACCAUACCGAUUUUAUGGAGAACCUGUAGUAAAAGCAUGUGUUGAAAAUGGAACUAGCUGUAUUGACAUCUGUGGGGAACCUCAGUUUCUGGAACUAAUGUAUUGGAAGUAUCAUGAGAAAGCUGCAGAAAAGGGGGUUUAUAUCAUUGGAAGCAGUGGCUUUGACUCCAUUCCAGCAGAUCUGGGAGUAAUAUAUACCAAAAAUAAAAUGAAUGGUACAUUGACUGCUGUGGAAAGUUUCCUGACUAUACAUUCAGGACCUGAGGGGUUGUGUGUUCAUGAUGGUACCUGGAAGUCAGCAGUUUAUGGUUUUGGUGAUCAGAGUAGUUUGAAAAAACUACGAAAUGAGGCAAAUCUGAAGCCUGUCCCAAUUGUUGGUCCAAAAUUGAAAAGAAGGUGGCCAAUUUCCUACUGCAGAGAACUCAACAGUUACUCCAUCCCUUUCUUGGGAGCAGAUGUAUCUGUUGUGAAGCGGACUCAGCGUUACUUGUAUGAAAAUUUAGAGCAAUCACCUGUUCAGUAUGCUGCUUAUCUUACUGUGGGAGGCAUCACCUCUGUUAUUAAGCUGAUGUUUGCUGGACUUUUCUUUUUAUUCUUUGUGAGGUUUAGCAUUGGAAGGCAACUUCUCAUAAAAUUCCCAUGGCUCUUCUCCUUUGGUUAUUUUUCAAAACAAGGUCCAACACAAAGACAGAUUGAUGCCUCAUCAUUUACUAUGACAUUUUUUGGUCAAGGAUACAGCCAAGGAUUUGGUACUGAUAAGAGCAAACCAAAUAUCAGAAUUUGUACUCAGGUGAAAGGACCAGAAGCCGGCUAUGUGGCUACCUCCAUAGCCAUGGUCCAGGCAGCCAUGACUCUUCUAAAUGAUGCCUCUGAUCUUCCUAAGGUGGGCGGGGUCUUCACACCUGCAGCAGCUUUCUCCAGAACAAAGUUGAUUGACAGACUUACCCAACGUGGCAUUGAAUUUAGUGUCAUUAGCAGCUCUGAAGUCUAAACAUUUGAAGAAUUAACUGAAGUCAUAAAAUGCAUGAAUUAACAGCUUUUUAAUUUGUUAUUUGAAAUUCUUCUAUAAGCCUAUCUGACUAUAUGUGGAAAAGAUUGUCAAAUUUAAAAUAUGUACACUAAAAGCAGGAAAUUGUAUUUGCGUACCCUAAAUUUCAAAUCUUAGCUGAUUUUUGUGAUUUUUAUUACUUGUAAGAAAAAACUAUGACUGACUUUUUCAUUGAAGAAUUCAUGGUCAGUUUCUAUAAGUGAGCUGGCAGAUCAGAGGGUGGGGUGGAUAGCUCUGUCUGUGUUGCUGACAGAUUCCUUGACGAAGCACCCAGGCUGGUGUUCAUGUAAUAAGUAGCUGCUGCUUUCUUUGCCAUGAUUAUCACACUUUCCCAUGAGUUUCUCUACAUCGAGUAGGCCUUUGCCAAAUGAAACUGCAUUUUUGCUAUUUUAGCCUAGUUUUUCACCCACCUACACUGACUGAUUCUGGAUUCUUACCUAAGUUGCAUAAUAAAGGAUUAUCAAUUAAA